Carica papaya (papaya) is the source of this 1298-nucleotide messenger RNA. Its product is annotated as ceramide synthase 1 LOH3-like. Gene Ontology annotation, cellular component: endoplasmic reticulum; membrane. Gene Ontology annotation, biological process: ceramide biosynthetic process. The record is from RefSeq and is a predicted model, not a curated record. Lineage: Eukaryota; Viridiplantae; Streptophyta; Magnoliopsida; Brassicales; Caricaceae. Gene Ontology annotation, molecular function: sphingosine N-acyltransferase activity.
UUUAAUAAUUAUCAACAAAAUCAUCCUUGACCUUCAACUCACAAACUCAAUCUUCAAAAACAGAGGUAACCCACCCGGCUUUCUGUGCUGCUGCUUGUAUGUGAUUCACGAGUCCCCCCACCCCGAGGCUCUGUUUCACCAAAAUUUCUUUGGAUCGGGAAUCCUAAGCAAACUUUCAAAUGGGUUUCACUCAGUUCGCCAAAUCAGUCGAUUGGGAACAAGAGUCCUUCCCAGCUUAUCAAGAUUUCUACGCCCUCCCCUUUUUUGCUCUGUUCUUCCCCUCUAUUCGAUUUUUGUUCGACAGAUUCGUAUUUGAGAAAGUGGGACGACGGUUGAUUUUCGGAAAAGGACAUAAGAAAAUGAAUAUUGAUACAGAAGAUAGAAGGAAGAGAAUCAAGAAAUUCAAGGAGUCGGCUUGGAAGUUUUUGUAUUUUCUAUCUGCAGAGCUCCUUGCUCUCUCUGUAACUUAUGAUGAGCCUUGGUUUAAGACCACAAAAUACUUUUGGGUAGGGCCAGGAGAUCAGAUCUGGCCUGACCAAAAAAUGAAGUUGAAAUUGAAGGGACUGUAUAUGUAUGCUGCUGGGUUCUACACAUACUCAAUAUUUGCUUUGAUUUUCUGGGAAACAAGGAGGUCUGACUUUGGAGUAUCGAUGGGUCAUCAUGUUGCAACUGUUAUUCUCAUUGUGCUGUCUUACAUAUUUAGAUUUGCUCGUGUUGGUUCCAUCGUUUUAGCUCUUCAUGAUGCUAGUGAUGUAUUCCUGGAGAUAGGGAAGAUGUCUAAAUAUAGUGGAGCUGAAACUAUUGCCAGCUUUGCAUUUGUUCUUUUUGUCUUGUCCUGGGUCUUGCUGCGUCUCAUUUAUUACCCUUUCUGGGUUCUUUGGAGUACAAGCUAUGAAGUUAUUCUGACAUUGGACAAGGAAAAGCAUCCUGUUGAUGGACCAUUCUACUAUUAUACGUUCAAUACUCUUCUAUUCUGCUUGCUUGUUCUUCAUAUUUAUUGGUGGGUAUUGAUAUUUCGGAUGCUUGUGAAACAAAUCCAAGCAAGGGGGAAACUUAGUGAAGAUGUCCGAUCUGAUUCUGAAGAUGAAGAUGAUCAUGAAGAUUGACCAGGAAAGUUUGUAGCUACCACUCAACAUAACUGAUGUGAAGGCAAGAACAGCAAUGACUCCAGCCUUUGAUUAAUCUACAGCUGAAAUGGAAUAAUUGUUGUUAGAUCCCUCGAAUAGUGGGAGGAUUGGAUACGUUGAAUUGAGAUGAGGAAGCAUGUUGCUGAAGCAGAAGGUUGACAGGAAUUAAAA